Dipodomys ordii (Ord's kangaroo rat) is the source of this 1224-nucleotide messenger RNA. RefSeq names its product nuclear envelope pore membrane protein POM 121-like. Bases 1 to 1224 code for a protein of 407 amino acids. Lineage: Eukaryota; Metazoa; Chordata; Mammalia; Rodentia; Heteromyidae. The transcript has 3 exons. The record is from RefSeq and is a predicted model, not a curated record.
AUGGCCACGUCACAAGCCCAACUCCCCCGCAGCGUGCGGGCUUUGCUUUGGGGCUCCUUGCGCGCAGCUAACGGAAAACCUCUCCGACCCUCUGGGGGCGAUCGUGCAGAACUGCCCCUCAUGGGGAGUUAUCUGAGCCGGGAUCGGUCUCACUCACAGUCCCCCGAUCUACGGGGCGGCCACCACCAUAAGAAACCUGUGCGCCUCGGGUCCUUGCACCAUGGCCAUCGGAUUCCUCCAGCUUUCCGGGUUCACGCGGUAGCCCCGUCCUUGAACUUGGCCCGGAGGGUGUCCUAUGAGGAUCGUGUGGCGUCUGCAAGUCGUCGUCAGCACUGCCGGCGACUUGUGAUCGUCCAUAGGCAACGGUAUCCAGUAGAGCAGGCUCGGUGUGUGUUUCUCGGGGUCUUCUCCUCAGCGACCUGGAAGGACCAGCAGAAGAAGUCGGUGCUGUCUGUGUCCAGCUCCAAGAUGCCCUGUCCUUCAGUGAGCCUGAACUUGACAUCCGCUAAGGGUAAAGUCACCCUGCGGCUGGCUCUCCAGCAGUCAGUCUUGAAUAUAUGGUCUUCACUCACUGGCCACCUCUCAUUUCCAUAUGCAAAAGAGAUCGUGGUGAUAAAAGCCCUUCGAGACAGUGGCAGUCAAUCAAAAGCCAAGGAAGAGAAAGAGGAAGAGCUGGCUACCUUGGGGGACAGGGUAGAAGGGCUGGCCAAGCAGGAAAGCCAGAUCGUCUCCAAAAGGCAGCAUGGUGCCAGGAAGGCGUUGGAUGGCAGAGACACGGCACCAUCUGCGUUCAGGCGCCUGGUGGUCAAUGGGGUACUUUCUUCUUUUAUGCCCAGGCCUGGGCCUCUGAAGAGAGAAUUUUGCCACAAGACCUCACUAAGCAGUCUGCUUUCGAAAUCCCAGAUCUCCACAAGCUCAUGCAGCCAAAGGAAUGCGAUCGCAAGUUCUUACAGUUCCUCCACUGGAGGUUUCUCCAUCCUGCAGAAGAAAAAGAGUGGACGUACUGCAGGACUUCCUUCUCUGGCAUCCUCUUUUCCCCCAAAGCCGAAACGCAAGACUCCUCUGCUGAUGCCCUGGAGAAGAAAUGACCCAUUGAUCCUACCCCCGCCCCUACAGAUAGGCUAUCCCAUCACUACCAAAGAUCUAGACCUAGAAAAGAUAGCCAUGAUCCAGUGGCUCAACAAGGUCUUGAAGGAGGAUGGAGCUAAGACCCACAGCAGUUAG